Molecule: messenger RNA, 2942 nt
Organism: Pelodiscus sinensis (Chinese soft-shelled turtle)
Lineage: Eukaryota; Metazoa; Chordata; Testudines; Trionychidae
Gene: CALCOCO2
Product: calcium binding and coiled-coil domain 2
Biological process (GO): positive regulation of autophagosome maturation; xenophagy
Cellular component (GO): PML body; autophagosome
Source: RefSeq, a predicted model, not a curated record
CCCCCCUCGGAGGCUCCUCCUCCUCUGUCGCAGCAGGGUCCGGCGAGGCUUGCAGAGAGAGGCGCUGUGCUGCGACCCCAAUCAUGGAUGAGACCUUAGAUGAACCUCCAACUUCUGCUGUCUUCUUGGACAGCUACCACUUCUCCCAGGUUAUCUUUAAUAAUGUGGAGAAGUUUUAUGUCCCUGGGGGAGACAUAACCUGCUGUUAUACCCUCACGCAGAACAUCACUCCUCGCAGAAAGGACUGGGUGGGCAUUUUCCGGGUGGGAUGGAAAACAACCCGUGAAUAUUACACCUUUAUGUGGGCUCCUUUGCCGAGUGACCUCAGCAGUGAUUCUGUCGUGAAUCAGCAAAUUAAUUUUAGAGCCUACUACCUGCCGAAAGAUGAUGAAUAUUACCAGUUCUGUUACGUUGACCAGGAGGGGAUGGUCCGGGGAGCCAGUGUGCCUUUCCAGUUCCGGGCGGAGACCGAAGAUGACAUCCUGGUGGUCACUACCCAGGGAGAAGUGGAGGAGAUUGAGCAGCAAAACAAGGAUUUACUUAAAGAAAACAAGGAGCUGAAGGAAAACUGCCUUUGUCUCCAGAAACAGAACCUGGGUUUGCAAGAGCAGCUCCAGCUGGCACAGGAGAAGAUGAAAGAGCUAGAGGGAGAAGUCUGUUUCUUGCAGACUGGGAACUUGGAGCUACGGCGAGCUCAGGAGCUGCAGGCCGGAGAGAUGAGCUCUGCCCAGAUGAAUUUGGCUGCAGUGAGGGAAGAGAAUGAAAAACUAGGAAAGGAAAAUCAGGAGCUGCAGAAAGGACUGGAGUCUCUGAGGAGCAGCUGUGAGAAAUUGGAGCUGGAAGCAAGUUUCCUGAAAGAGGGGAACAAGCAGCUGAUGGAACAGGAUGGCUGCAGAGAGAGAGAGCUGCAGCAACUCAAAGAACGUAACCAGGAAGUAUCCUCUGAAAAGGAGCAACUGGAAAGCAGAUUGAAAACUACCCUGGAUCACAUGGACUUGCUGCAGCACCAAACCCAGGAUCUAACAAAGGAACUCGAGGAGAAGAACCAUUUGUUUCAGAUACUUCAGUGGAAGAAGGAUGAAACCGAUGAAGAAAAUCUGAGACUGAGGCAAAAGAACAACGAGUUGCUGAUGUCCCUUGCUGAGAGUCCGGAUUAUUCUGCGCGUGUUGCUGUCCCACCGGCGCGAGUUCCUGCUCAGGCUCCAGGAAGUGCCACCCUGGUGUUUGGGAACCCGUACUUUGAGUCCCCAGAGACGAGUGCUGAGAACAUGCCCUCUGUGAAGAAGUGCCACCUGUGUGGUGAGGUGUUUCCAGAUGACAUGGGGCCUCAUCAGUAUGAGGACCAUUUGCGAAGCCACCUUCUGAAUUGCCCGUACUGCGACGAGACCUUUGAGGAAUCCAAUAGGCAGGUGUACAACGAUCAUAUGUACUGCCACAGCCUGGAAUAAUACUUCAUUCUGUGCUGUGCUGUGCUGUACUGUGCUGUGCUGUGCUGCACAGCAGGUUGUAGAGCUCCUCUUUCAGGUGGGAUAGCACGGACUUGACCAUCGCCGAUAUCAUUAAGUUCUGUAGAUCCUAGUAAAAUCAUCCAAGCAAGGCUGGACUCGGCACCAGUACUGUAGAACUGACCCAUCAAGUUGGUUGAGACUAGAGCCAUCCUUGUCAAAUGUGUCCUUUAUCUUCCAUCAAACACGGGGACUGUCGAACACCUGAGUCCCUGUAUCCAGUUGUUCAGUCUGCAUGCAGUACCUGUACUUCAGAACAAAGCUGGCCCUGUGGUCCGUUGUUCCGAUCUACUGUAGAACAGCAAUUGCCUGUGCUUGGCAGAAACCUCUGCAUCUGUUGUUUUAUUCCUUAGAGCGGCGCUGAGACGAUUUAGCCUAAAGCCAAAACCAACAGAUGCAGCCUUUGAGCUCAAAGCCCCAGUCUUAUUCAAGGUUGCAUGACUGCAGAUAUAACUUAAUCGUAAAACUGAGUCCUUCCUUCACCCUCUGUUCCAAGCCAGUGAAAGCUUAGUCUCAGGAAUGAAUUUAGUGUAAUUUCUAUGCACAUCUUCUAAGGCAGAGGUGGGAAACCUAAGGCUAAGGGAACUGGAUGCAGCUCACAGCUUGCCUGGAUCUGGCCCCUGAGGUGUGAGUCUUCCCUCUUCUACCCAGCAUUGGAGAACCCAUGAUGGCCCUCCAGCUCCCUCCUCCCUGCAGGGCUGAAGCACACACAGUCUACUAGUGUGCCGCCUCCCCCAGGCUGCAGUGUGUGAAGGGAAUGUGGGGAGGGUCUGUCUCCUUCUCAGUCAGGGGGCCAUGUCCGUGAGGGUUUGUUUAGGUCUUUUUGCUUCUCUCUUGCCUGCAGCCACCGACUAAUUUUUUUCUGUGGGUCAGCAGCCCCGACCCUAAAAAAGUUCGCUACCCCUGCGCUAAGGAAACUGAUGGGGGAUCCUGCACUUUUCAGAUUUGCUUAUCGGAAGCGUCUUGAUUCCAGGAUUAAAGGAGCCUCUUCUGAGUGCAAAAUGCUGGGGUUCGAGCCUCACAAGUGCCUGGGGUGAUUGCAUUGCUUUUGCACAAGUUUUAAAUACUUUUUGUUGCAAUUGACAGUCAGCGUUUUUUUCUCUAUGCAAACACGAGGGACGUUUAUUAUCCAAUAGUGUUAUACUGUGCAUUUGUUUAGUGAUGAAUAUCUAAAUCUGUAGGGAAUCCUAUUUAGGUUUUCAUAGUAGCUUCAUUCGAACCAGGCUAAGAAUGGAUAUCUUAAUACGUUGCUUUAAUAUCUUCAAUGCUAACAGCUUAAAUAAAUGUGUAUCUGUCAACCUUUGAUUCAAACUUUGGAUUUCUCUCCCCAGUUGUAUGUAAUAAGGCUUUUAUUUUAUUUUUUUUAACUGUUAGCAGGCUCUAUACAAAACCAUGUAGCAGAAAUGGAAAAGGUGAAUAAACAAUAGCAAACAGUAA